Messenger RNA from Apaloderma vittatum (bar-tailed trogon), 1437 nucleotides. Its product is annotated as retinal guanylyl cyclase 2-like. Gene Ontology annotation, molecular function: ATP binding; guanylate cyclase activity; peptide receptor activity. The annotation marks the transcript as partial. The record is from RefSeq and is a predicted model, not a curated record. Lineage: Eukaryota; Metazoa; Chordata; Aves; Trogoniformes; Trogonidae. The transcript is spliced from 11 exons. Gene Ontology annotation, biological process: cGMP biosynthetic process; protein phosphorylation; intracellular signal transduction.
AUGUCCUCCAGGUCAGUUCGUUCUGGUGUUGCUCAUUCCUGUGUUCAAGGGAUUGAGCCUACAGUCAUGAUUUUGGGAGUAAUGCUGAUAGUUGCCCUGAUGCUUUGUGCUGUGGGUCUGGCUUCUCUCAUCAGGCACAAUAUCCUGAACAGCCAACUAUUCAGGGGACCUAACAAGAUCAUACUGACCUUGGAUGAUGUUGUCUUCAUCAACCCAGAGCUACAUAAAAAGAGGCUGACCUUGGACAGUCUGACUGAAGCAAACAGCGUAGUAGCCGAUAGCAGAAGCCUGAAAUCCGUAACCCGCUCCUUUUCCUUGAGAAGUGCAGCUGCCACUCACGAAACCUCCAACGUGGCUUUGUAUGAGGGAGACUGGGUAUGGCUGAAAAAAUUUGAAACGGGAGCAGUUCACAACCUGCGGCAAAGCUCCACCAGCAUCUUGAGGAAGAUGAAAGAUCUGCGUCACGAAAAUGUGAAUCUGUUCCUGGGCUUUUUCUCUGACUGUGGCAUCUUUGCCAUAGUGACAGAGUACUGCUCCCGAGGAAGCCUGGAGGACUUGCUGAGAAAUGAAGAUAUGAAACUGGAUUGGAUGUUCAAGUCCUCUCUCGUGAUGGAUCUAAUUAAAGGAAUUAGGUAUUUGCAUCACCGAGAUUUUGCUCAUGGACGUCUCAAGUCUCGUAACUGCGUGGUGGACGGUCGGUUUGUGCUGAAGAUCACUGACUAUGGUUAUAACGAGCUCUUAGAAGCACAGAAAUGCCGGUAUAUCCAGCCACCCCCAGAAGAAUUGCUCUGGACAGCCCCUGAGUUGCUGAGGGACGCAGACAUGUGCAGAAAAGGCACAUUUAAAGGGGACAUUUACAGCUUUGCCAUCAUCCUGCAAGAAGUGGUUGUUCGGGGCCCACCGUACUGCAUGUCGGAACUCUCAGCUGAGGAAAUUAUAAAGAAAGUGAAGAAGCCCCCUCCCCUGUGCCGCCCAAACAUAGCCCCUGAGUUGGCACCCCUGGAGUGCAUCCAGGUGAUGAAGCAAUGUUGGGGAGAAGCCCCUGAGCGACGUCCGACCUUUGAGGAGGUAUUUCAUAAGUUCAAAACCAUCAACAAAGGGAAAAAGACCAAUAUCAUUGACUCAAUGCUCAGGAUGCUUGAGCAGUAUUCGAGCAACCUGGAAGAUUUAAUCAGGGAGAGGACUGAAGAGCUAGAGAUUGAAAAACAGAAGACAGAAAAACUACUGUCACAAAUGCUUCCCCCAUCAGUGGCAGAAGCCCUCAAGACUGGAGGCACCGUGGAGCCCGAGUAUUUUGACCAGGUGACCAUCUACUUCAGUGACAUCGUGGGCUUCACAACCAUUUCAGCCCUCAGUGAACCCAUUGAGGUGGUUGACCUUCUGAACGACCUUUACACACUGUUUGAUGCUGUUCUUGGAAACCAUGAUGUUUACAAG